AUGUGCUCCAACAAUACUAGUCUAUUCGCUACUGAUGAUUUUUUUGCCACAACUUUUCACAUCCUCGCCAUCAUCGGAAUACCACUUCAUAUUUUUGGAGCCUAUGUUAUUUUGACGAAAACUCCGUUGAAAAUGAAAAGUGUUCGAGCCAGCAUAUUCCUGCUCCAUUUUGUCGGAGCAUUUGCCGAUGUUUACCUUAGUUCUAUGGCAGCUCCGGUGAUCCUUCUUCCUGUCUGUGCAGGCUAUCCACUAGGAGUUUCUUGGGCACUUGGAAUUCCUACUGAUGUUCAGACAUAUUGGCUUGACGUUUAUUGGAUGUGAGUUCGGUGUUCCUGUGCGCCUGCCUACUUUCCUACAUACCUUCGUGCCUACCAGCACCCCUAAAUCGAUCUUUUGCAGUACUUUCCGUGACGAUUCUCGUAUUCUUCGAGGAACGUUAUCACCACCUGGUCAAUAUAAACUUGUCCAAUGAAAUACGUAGCUUGAAGCGAAAUAUCUAUGUAUUUGUUCAUUACACUAUUGCAGUGACAUACAUUAUACCAGUUUUUGUGAAUCUAUAAGAUCAAAAACUGGGUAAAGUGUCCAUACAUCAGGUGAUUAGGAGUUAACCCCGCCUGACAAGAUUUGGCUCCGGAAAAUUGAAAAGUCGAAAAAAAAAAUGUUCCGAAAAUUAACCAUAAAAUAUGAUUUUUUAACUAUUACGUCAGUCAAUAAGUUUUGUCGUUUUUUCUCAGUUUUGAUUUUUUCUUAGAUAUUUUUUUGUGGUUAUAUAGAGGACUGUUAGUAAUGACAAGCCCAACAAUAUUAGCCAUAUCAGACUACUUCCAGAUAUUUUAAAUGUCAGAACUGUCAUGACGAAAAAAAUUAUUUUUUUCGAUUCUUUUUAUUUUUUGGCGAAAUGAAAAAGUUUAUAUGCCCUGAUGUAUUAAGCAGAUAGUUGAAUAAAAAUCUGCAAUAACAGCUUCAGGCAUGGCUUUUUGGUCACGUCAUAUUCGUUUAAGUUGUCAAAAAUGCUUCCAAAAAUGAUUUUUUAAACUUUGAAGGAAGCUAACUUCCGCAAUGUGCAAGAUACAAAAAAGUGAUCAAUUACAAAAUUAAUAACAGAUUAAAUAAUCACUUUUUAAUUUUUCACAUUUUCGUAGUUGAAACUUUUGUCAUAUUUUAAGUGUUGGAGAAGAUAUCAGACAUUUAAGCGAACUCGUCCAAAUUUGUGAAAAAUUUCAAAAAUCAUCGUGAAAAAAUUUCGAAAAAAGAAUUUUCAGAGAAAAAGGCCUAAACAUUUUUGAAUAUGAAUAAGUAACUUUUAACUAAAACUUUGCAUAUACUUUCAUUGGUCAGCUUUACUCUUGUGGAGAGAAAAACAGAACUUUGUAGGAUUUUCCCAUUAUUAAAAAACUACGCAUAUUUGUUUCUUUGAUGAUUAAUAUUUUUGCAAAAACCUUAGAUAUGACAAAAGUUUCAACUACAAAAAUGUGAAAAAUUAAAAAGUGAUUAUUUAAUCUGUUGAACAAAACUUCGGCAAACGACUGGCUUUGGAGUUACAGGCGAAAAUCUGGAAAAAGGGUGUUUAUUGAAACUUGGGCUUGGCUUGUUUCAACUGACUGUAACUUAGCAGCGGGUAAAGAUAGAAACAAGUGGUAAACUGCUAAAAUGUAGUAAUUAAUGUGCUUAUUAAUGUUGUAAUUGAUCACUUUUUUGUAUCUUGCACAUUGCGGAAGUUAGCGUCCUUCAAAGUUUAAAAAAUCAUUUUUGCAAGCAUUUUUGACAACUUAAACGAAUAUGGCGUGACCAAAAAGCCAUGCCUGAAGCUGUUAUUGCAGAUUUUUAUUCAACUAUCUGUUUAAUACAUCAGGGCAUAUGAACUUUUUCAUUUCGCCAAAAAAUAAAAAAAAUCGAAAAAAAUAAUUUUUUUUCGUCAUGACAGUUCUGGCAUUUAAAAUAUCUGGAAGUAGUUCUGAUAUGGCUAAUAUUGUUGGGCUUGUCAUUACUAACAGUCCUCUAUAUAACCACAAAAAAAUAUCUAAGAAAAAAUCUAAACUGAGAAAAAACGACAAAACUUAUUGACUGACCUAAUAGCUUUGUUUAUAUUGGUGAGAAAAAACAUAAUAUUUUAAUCAAAAAAGAAGAUCAAUGACCAAAAUUUUAAGCUAAUUUUCGAAAAAUCGAAAAUUGUUUCGAAAUAUCGGAAAAUCGAAAAACGAAAAAUUUUCGAUUUUUCGACGAAAAAAUCGAAAAACCGACACCGUUGGCCUGGAGCUAGACCACUUUAAAAGCCUGACAAGACUGAUUUUUCAAACAACACACAUUUCAGAGUCUUCCGUGUCUUUCUAACGAUAUCCUAAAGCGUCCUGGAUUCCUAGUCCUUUCAGUUGGUAACCUCGAGAUAUCAUUUUGCGUUGGUGGUAUGAUCAUUCUAAUUGUUCCUCAAGGCUUCUUCUACAUUAUGUCAAUAUUCUAUUUUCUUUGGAAGUUAAACUCUCCCAGCCAGUCACGUGCUACCGCUCGCCUAUGUGCGCUCAAAUAUUCAUCCCAUUUGUUGUGAUUGUGAUUCCAACCGUAUAUUGCACGUAUUCUGUGAUUUUUGAAUAUCAUAAUCAGGGUUAGCAAUUUUCGGAUACAUUCAAAAAUUGGUUUAAUUUUGAGAUUCAGGCGCAACAAACAUUGCUAUGGCUUGCUUUGCACUUCACGGAAUUUUAUCAACAGUGACGUUGGUUGUAGUGCAUACCCCGUAUCGUGAAGCAACUCAAAAAACAAUUUGUUUCUGGUCGAAGCCCAGGUUGAUUGUCAGGAGAAUUGCUGCGAUGCCAAGCAGAUCAAUGUGA
Molecule: messenger RNA, 2822 nt
Organism: Caenorhabditis elegans
Lineage: Eukaryota; Metazoa; Nematoda; Chromadorea; Rhabditida; Rhabditidae
Source: the annotation of a RefSeq genome assembly